AUGUCUCAAAUUACUCUCAUAUCUCCAGUAACUCUCAUAGCUAUAACUGGUAGGAGGAAGAAACUUGGGGAAAUAUCUGCUGCAAGUGGAAGGUACAAAUUGAGCUCAUUAUCAUCACAACCACAUGUUAAUUGGAAUGUCCAAAGGCAUAUUCCAUGGUUUGGUUUCAAUAAUUCAUCAAAUUAUUAUUAUUCAUAUGGUAAGAAUAAUAUAAGUUUCAUGGUGAAUGCUUCUGAUGGAGGAGCAUUCUCUCUCCCUCAUGGUUGGCCACUUGAAAAGGUUUCUGACGAUGAAAAGGGUUCCAAAAUCAAGGGUUCAAGCCGUCUCUUCACAAUAGGUCUUGUAGCAGCAUGGUACUCUUCCAACAUUGGUGUUCUUCUAUUGAACAAGUACUUGCUCAGCAAUUACGGCUUCAAGUAUCCUAUUUUCCUCACCAUGUGUCACAUGACAGCGUGUUCUUUGUUUAGCUAUGUUGCUAUAGCUUGGUUGAAGAUUGUUCCUAUGCAAACGAUUCGAUCCAGGGUUCAAUUCUUCAAGAUCUCGGCUUUGAGUCUCAUUUUCUGUGUUUCUGUUGUGUUUGGGAACAUUUCUCUUCGUUAUCUACCUGUGUCUUUUAAUCAGGCUAUUGGUGCUACUACGCCUUUUUUUACUGCCAUUUUUGCUUAUAUUAUGACUUUUAAGAGAGAGGCUUGGCUCACUUAUUUCACCCUUGUUCCUGUUGUUACUGGUGUUGUCAUUGCUAGUGGGGGUGAACCGAGUUUCCAUUUAUUUGGAUUCAUUGUAUGUGUUGCGGCCACGGCUGCAAGAGCCCUAAAAUCAGUACUACAAGGAAUUUUGCUGUCUUCGGAAGGAGAGAAGCUGAAUUCGAUGAACCUUCUCCUUUAUAUGGCUCCAAUGGCUGUAGUUUUCCUUCUCCCUGCCACACUUAUAAUGGAAGAAAAUGUGGUUGGCAUCACAUUGGCUCUCGCCAGAGAUGAUGUCAAGAUAAUUUGGUAUCUGCUAUUUAACUCGGCUCUUGCGUAUUUUGUCAACCUGACCAAUUUUUUGGUCACGAAACAUACUAGUGCUCUGACCCUUCAGGUACUAGGGAAUGCUAAAGGCGCUGUAGCAGUAGUUGUUUCAAUUCUAAUAUUUAGAAACCCAGUUUCAGUCACCGGAAUGAUGGGUUACGCGCUCACAGUCUUUGGAGUAAUACUUUACAGCGAAGCCAAAAAGCGAACAAAGUGA
Molecule: messenger RNA, 1227 nt
Organism: Vicia faba (fava bean)
Lineage: Eukaryota; Viridiplantae; Streptophyta; Magnoliopsida; Fabales; Fabaceae
Source: the annotation of a GenBank genome assembly